GUCCCCGGUGUACGCCGAGAUAGGCGUCAGGGCGGUAAAGGCACGGCGAGAAGUUAUACCGCGCUGUGUUGAACAGUUGGGAGGGCACCUUAUAGGUGGUACGUGUAGAAACUCUGCGCAGAGAAAGCUAUAACUCAAAGGGGAGUUGUUUGAAAAAAUGCGUAUGUGGUGAGCUUAGCUGGGGAUCACUCUUCAUAAAGACAGGAGUUCUAUUGGGGACGAUAGAGUAAGGUGAAGUGACGGGGGUAAAAUAAGUGUGAAGUGAGAAGUGCGAGUGUGAAGUUGCAAGUGUGAAGCUGUGCUGUACCGACCGGUUGUCAUGGAAACCCGGAGACGCUGCUCGAUGAGCGGAAUUCUGCUCCUGACCUGUCUGAUCCUGGGACUUUUCGGCACACUGAGUCAUGGAGCAGUCAUCGAGAGUCGCCACAGUAGCACCAAUGACGUCACUGAUGACGUCAGCGGAGUUCACAGACACAGCAUCGACAGCGGGAGCGACGUCAAAGCGGGCGAGCAGUCGCCCUCGGCCAGCCACUGGAGGACCCUGACCACACGCCUCAGCGCCGUCCUACACAUGAUGAGGCUCAAACAGCGCUCCCCGCCGGCAGCACCCGAGCCAGGCCGCUCCCGACGCUCCUACGAGGAUUCACUCGCGCUGGAGCAGUCGAUCGAGGACGACAUACAAACCGUGGAGCGGGAGCACGGUUCGGGGACGAAGGCCGCCCAGCAGCGCGUCAUCGAGGGCCAGAUCGCGCGCGCCGAGCAGGCUGCCGGAGUGCCCACCGACGCCGACAAAAUGGCGCUAGAGCAGGCUAUCGAGAGGGAUAUUCACGAGGUUGAAGAGAUGGGCACGCCCGAGUAUAAGCGCAGGCAGAAGGAGGCGAUCGAGCGAAUUGCUGUUGAGGCGGACGCCGCCGCUCAUCGGGCGGUGGACCAGAGAAAGUUCGAACAGCAUCGCGAGAUUCAGCGAGAGAUUGCCGAAUUCGAGCGGAAGGCGGGCGUCCCGAGCGACGAAGCGAAGCUGGCGUUGGAAACAGCGAUUGAGCAGGAUAUCAAAGCGAUGGAGGCGCAUGAACGGGAGAGGCAGGCGGCCAUUCAGAAAACGAUCAGCGAUGAUAUCAACGCGAUGCGCUAUCCGAACUGGAAGCCAGCUCCCCGGCCCACGACCGGCACGGCAGCCUCCAGCUCCUCCGAGGAAUCCAAGGAGGCCGGCGACACCUCCCCCAAAGCCUCCAGCGCCGAAGACGACGACGACGACUGGGUGUACGACGACGCCUUCGGGGCCGACUCAUCUCUGGUAUCUCCGCUGGACGAGAACGGCAGCGACGACGACAUCCUCUCCCCCAACCGGGUCCCCCUCUCACCAGCCAAGGCCUCCCCGCCCGAGACGGGAGGUCAGGGUCAGGUCAGGGAGGCGCCGGUGCAGGCGGCCCACUCGACCUGGCAGGUGACGCUCAUGACGGUCAUCAUGUGCUCCAUCGUCGGCUUGGUACUGCUACUCGUCGUCGGCGCCUGGUACCGCGACCUCAGUUUCAGAUCGUUCCGGCCGGGGAAACCGCAGCACCUUCUGCUGGAGGAGGAUGAACAGGGGGUGUACCACAGCACCACCCAGCCCGAGCCACGACAGGUGGGCGCCUACUCUCCGCUGACGUGAUCUACAUAUUCCAUUUCCCUACAAUGGAGCGGAGCAGCCCCUGAAAGCUAUGCGCACAACUCGACAGCCCCAUGGACCCAACACAAGGUGGACGACCUGUGACGUCACAGUUUACUGCGGUGAUGUACAACGCCGCGUCACAAUGUGUACCUAGUACUGCAGUGACUUCGUGCGCCUGACACCAGUUGGUCAUGAGAGCACGGCCUCGGUGUGACGAGGAACGAAUGCACCUGUGACAGUUUCGUUACUACGGCUGAAAUGCGGUACAUCCUAACUGAAAGUGAAGCGACGGUAUUGAGAGUCGGCGGUUGAACCGUCGAUAUAAGCGAGCAUAUGACUUUGACAGAUGAGAUUUUUUCGUGGUAGGCUAUUGCAACAAUGUGUUGCUUGACGUGUCAAUCAUAUUUGCACAUAUCUGUGCAAAUACGACUGACACGAAUUUUGAUACGAAUUUCGUUAAUUUUUUUUUUGAUGUGCGCCGUGCAAGAAUAAACUGGUUAUGUGCAAA
This is a messenger RNA of Amphibalanus amphitrite, 2159 nucleotides long. Its product is annotated as histone-lysine N-methyltransferase, H3 lysine-36 specific-like. NCBI's taxonomy places the organism in Eukaryota, Metazoa, Arthropoda, Thecostraca, Balanomorpha, Balanidae. The transcript has 5 exons. The record is from RefSeq and is a predicted model, not a curated record. Bases 320 to 1651 code for a protein of 443 amino acids.